Molecule: messenger RNA, 5795 nt
Organism: Porites lobata
Lineage: Eukaryota; Metazoa; Cnidaria; Anthozoa; Scleractinia; Poritidae
Source: the annotation of a GenBank genome assembly
GAUAUCAACCGUGCUAUUGAGCUGAUAGACAAGCUUAAAGGCAGUAAGUUGAUAGUAAAGUUGGUAUAUAUCUGUUUGAGAAAAUGUCAGUGAUCUAGAUUUUCUUUUCAAUUCUCUGUUCCUUCGAUAUCUAUCGGAACCUUUCCACUACUUCCGUGCAUAAUGUUUUUCCUGAGCAGUACUAGCCUCAUUCAAGCCUCGGUCAUCCAUCACAUUUUUUCCUUAGACAAGGAACUUUUACUUCACUUUGGCUCUGAUCUCCCAGGACCCAGUUGUUCCAACGCCAGUUAGCAGUAACCCGGGGACGGGGGUUAAUUUUAACCUGGGUUUAUUUUUCUUUUUAUCAAAAGCACUCUUUUGGAUAAUUUGCUCUAUUCUUUUUAGAGUGUCCACUCACCAAAUUGUAGGCAAAGAGAAUUGAAGUAAUUUGCUUUUAAAGCUCUCAUAUCUGAGUUCAAAUUUCACACCAACCCCGGGUUAUCUUAACGCAGCUUCAAACAACCUGGCCCAGGUGUGUAAACAGGUACUGGUGACAUACUGCUGGGAGGGGGGGUUAACCCUGCGAUGGACUAGUAUCCUCUCCUGGGGGAGUAGCAUUGUCCUAAGCAUGCUUCGUGCUAAGGAAACCGGGAUAAGCCAGGGUCUUCAUUAAGCAUCAGAGAUGGGAGAAUUCUCUGUUUACUAAGCUAAAUUCUCCGGCUAACGUUUGGUAGCCUAUGACUACUUUUUAUUCAGACAUGGAGCCUUUUUCAAAGUAUUCUCCGGUAAUGUUACACCUUUCUCCUGCUACUAGAAUUCUUAAUGAAACCCCUGAUAAGCUCUGCCCUUUGGGCCCUUGUGUUUCUUCACCUUUUUUACACUGUAUUAUUUUACUCAUGCAGACUAUCAGCAAUAAUAGGUUAGUUGAUUCACCAGGAUCCUUUUAAAAUUCCAGCCCCUUUACAGUCAUAUUUGGCGACAGUCAUCUUAGAUAUUGGAGCUGCUAUAAGCUGAGAAAUCUCUUUCUAGCAUAUUUGAAGCCAUAAAAUUAUCUAUCUUUGCAACAGAUAUUUGAUUUUAUGAAAUCAUGUUAUUUAUUUUUUUGUUGUUUCAGGUGGGGAGAUUCCUCCUAAAAAACUCCAGGCCUUACAGAAAGUAUUGCAGAGUGAAUUCUGUAAUGCUAUUCGAGAGGUAUGCAACAGUAAAACGUACUGAUCUAUCAGAAGAACUGAGUAAGGUGUGGUUGUGUCCUUAAUAUCAAGCCUUACAAUGGCUCUAGAGUUUUAGCAUUGAUAUUACCAGAAGGAAAAGUGGGUUUCCUGUUGAAGAUAACUGGGGCUUAAUAGCUCUCUCUCUCUCUCUCUUCCAAAGUCAACCCAGAGACUUGUAUAUUGUCAUUGUGUUCACAGUUUGUGGAUGAGAUCCUAGUUUGGGACCUUUUAGAUGAAAGCUAAAAUAUUAAUGGAGAAGUACUGUUCAUUGUGUGGUAUAAGAUGGUUUUAACUGUUGAGCCUUACUGGAGAACUCUAGCAUAUUUGUAUCAUGUAUGCCAUAAGUCAAAAUUUAAUUCAGGCAAAAUUUUUUUAACCUAGGCUGAUUCCCUAUUGCCUUUGUCUCCUAACCCUGAUUAUUCAUGAAUUAGGGCUAGGAGACAAAAAAAAUUGAAAACUAUCUCUAGGUUAAAAAUAUUAACCUGAAUAGAAUUUUGACCUGUAACAUUUAUAAUAUUUAAUAGUAGUUUUAUAGUAUUUUGUUUCCAUCACAGCUUCUUAUAAAACAUCAUUGUAGUACAUAUCGCAUUCUUGUGUGUUAAAACGUGACGUUGCAGUUUUAACUCUAUUUUUUCAAUUUUUGUCAGGUUUAUGAGCAUGUCUAUGAGACUGUUGACAUCCAAGGAAAUCCUGAAGUACGCGCCCAAGCUACAGCAAAGGUCGGAUUACUUGUUCACAUUAUACAACUUCCACUAACGGCUACCUCUCUACAACAGCCGCCUCUCUACAAUGGCCAUUUUGUUUGGCAGACAGUCCAUACAUUAAUUCUUUUUUCAACCUCUCUACAGUGGCCACUCCUUCACAAUGGCCACCUUCUUCUGUCCCCAAGGUGGCCAUUGUAGAGAAGUUCAACUGCAGUCUCUGAGUUUGGUUGAGAGAGUUAAGUCAUGAUCACUCCGGCUCUAUAACUUAACAUUUCCAUGAUUUUCAUGUUUUCUUUACCAGGCCACUAUUGCUGCUUUUGCCGCAAGUGAAGGUCAUGCUCACCCUCGUGUUGUUGAACUUCCCAAAGUAAGUAUCUGGGUGGUUUCAUGGUGUUUUGAUGGUGCAAUGACCAAAAUAAUGGUGUACUGUAAUAGAAAAGACUGGAAAAAAAAACGUACCACAUCAUAAUGCAGUAGGUAACCAAUGAUUAUUGUCUUGUCCAAAACACCUAAAAACAUCCCUUAUCUAGAAAUUUAGGACAGUCAAAUGUCGAUAUAAAGAAGCUCUCCUUCUACCAAGCAGUCACAUCUCAUAUUAUUUAAGGAGAGCAAGGGCAGCGCAGUGGCUGGAGCACUCCCCUCCCCUCAGUGUGGCCCUGGUUUAAAUCCUGGCAUUGAAGCCAUACGUGGGUUGAGUUUGUUGUUGGUUCUCCCCUUUGCUCUCAGAGGUUUUUGUCUGAGUACUCUGCUUUUACCCUUUCCUCAGAAACCAAAACUUCCAAAGUCCAAUUCGAUCUCAAAUGCACAGAUAUGUUUAAAUGAGUUCCUAAGAUCUCAUAAGUGCUUUGUUCGUAAACAAAUUACAAAAAAAAAAAAUGUAAAUUUGGAAUCUAUUGAGCAUUCACCUCUAUUUAAGGGGGUACAGUCAACUGGUAGACUUUCCAAUUGGCUUUUGCUAUAGUUGUAUUUCUCUAUUAAAGUGGUAUUAGGUAGAUGGAUAGCAGUGUGAUCUUUUGACACAACAUUAAACAAAGCAUGUUUGCUUUCUUCAAAAAGCUCAUAAAACAUGCAUGAAGUCACUGAACAAAUGCUGUGUUGGGAUGACAUGCCAAGUACAUGGGAUUAACCCAGUUUGCAACCCAAGGGCUUAAAUUUAAGAAGAGAAGGCCAGACCAAAGUGACUGGCAAGCUAGAGGGAGAAUCCGUAUUGUCUGUGCUAGCACCUAACCAAACUGAAUACUGGAAUGGUCAAUGACUGAUGAGUCAGUCUACUCGUUCAAACAAACUUUGAUGGUACAUAAUGUAUAAUGACAAGAUGAUCACCUAUAUCAUCUGAUCCAUGCAAUUUUUGAGUAAUUUCUACUUUGACUUUUAUCAUAAAAACAUGAUAAAAUUAUUGUAAGUGGUCAAACUCUAUUAUAAAUAUGGUCACCUAGCAACAUGUACAUGUACUUUCCAAGAGUGACUGCUUAAUAGAGGUUUGACUGUAAGUAUUUCUUUUGCUAGUAACAUUAUUUAAUACAAUCAAAUUUCUUCUAGACAGAGGAAGGUCUUGGUUUUAAUGUAAUGGGAGGCAGGGAGCAGAACUCUCCUAUCUACAUCUCUCGUAUUAUCCCAGGUGGAGUUGCAGAUAGGUAUGUAGCAACUCAGGGCUCAAAAAAUGCCAAAUCUGGUUGUCUGGGACACGAAGAUUUGUUUUUGUGUGCUGAUUGGUUGAGAGCAGGGUUGUCACUAAGAUUUCAAGUUGCCGGGUAAAUACAACAAGUAGGCGGGGAAUCAAAUGGCUUGGGAUUUCUUUUGCUUCUAUUUUUCUUCUAUUUUCCAAUAAAAGUAGCCGGGGGCCACUCCCUUAGUAGCCGGGGAAAAUCCCCGGCCCCCGGCUCUUAUGACAACCCUGUGAGAGCUAUGUUCGAUAAGAGUACAGACCAUGGAAAUGAUGUGAUGGUGGCACAAUUUGUUUUUCUCUUUCUUUUGCGCAAGAUUUUUGCAGUGAAACCUGCAGUUUGUGGUUUCAGUUGGGUUUUGAACAUUUUGACUUCAUUUCUAUGGCCAAUAAGAGUACAGACUAGGGAAAAUAAAUUAUUGAUGUCAAUUUGUUAAUUUCCUGCCAGGCAAGAACUUUACAUGCUUACUUACCCAAUUGGCAAUUGCCCAGACAAUUCGUUUUUUUAGUUAGUUCGUAAAAGCAAAUAUGAGGCUUAUAGUCCAAAGGACAAUUAAGCUGUCGCAUGCAGGUAUUUUUCAAAGCCUGCAACAGACUCAGGUUUAUAUUGUGCAAGAAAACAGGAUGAAAUUGAAUGCAAUAAGUAUCAAUGGAAGAAGUUGAUUUCAUGUAGGUAAACUACAAGACAAUUUUUAAAAGUUUUUUACAUCAUUAGAACAGUGACCGUAGGUAAAAGCAAGUUGCCACAACUUAAUAAAUCUGAAUUUUUGCAUUUCACUCUUCUUUGCCAGUGGAGAAUUGCCCCCUGAAAAAUCAAGCGUCCCACGUCCAACCGUUCACUUUUUUUUCUUUGGUCGCUUGCAGUAGAAGAAGGUAUUAAUCUUUUAUGCCUUUCUUUGCAUUAGGAAUGGUGGAUUAAAACGUGGUGACCAGUUGCUGUCUGUCAAUGGAGUGGUAAGUACUUUGACCACCAAAGAUGAUGAACAAUAUGUAAAAACUUCACAAUGAACUUGUUUAUAGCCUUCCAACCUAAUUCUUCUUUCACUAAAACUUAUACUUUCCUGGUUUUGUAUUUUAGAGUGUUGAGGGAGAAAAUCAUGAGAAAGCUGUUGAUCUUUUGAAAGCUGCUGAAGGUGUGGAAACUAUGAGUUUACAAAUAAUCACAAUUUUUUGAUCUUAAAAAAGCCUGUUUUCUGAUGUAUUUGUUAUGUGUUUAUUUGUUAGUGGUGUUAAAUGUACCUUAAUAUGUCAUGAUCUAUUAAAUAUUCUUAAUAAUAAAUACAAGGAGGGGGAGGGAGAGGGAAAACAUAUGUUCCUAGUCUGACUUUCAAUUAUGAUUGUUUUGGAUUUUGAGGAGUAGACCAUGUCCCUGUCUUUAUGUUGUUUGUUGCCUUUUCCUCUAGUUUUAUGUCAUUGUUUCAAGACCAUGUCGCUUGUUACAAUUUUGCCCUAACAGGGCCCAGGGUGCAAAGAAAGUCAGUUUUCCAGCUUGUCAUUCGGGCAAGCUCUAGCUGGCAGGUACAAGCCCAAAAUUCAUUUCAGCUAGCCCCAAAAACUUGUUGAUAAGCAGCAUUGAUAACACAGUUCUUAUGUAAUUUGAAUUCCUAAAAAAACUUCGCUUGCCCAUCGGGCAAGUUAAUAACAGAAUUCACGAACCCACUAGCCCCGGGCUAUCGGACACUACUUUCUUUGCACAUUGAGGGCCUCAUAAUAAGAUGAUUUAUGCUAAUUUAUAUAACUAUUUUUAAAUUUCUUUAGGGAGUGUUCGUUUGGUUGUCAAGUUUACUCCAAAGUGUAAGUAAAUAAUAAUAAAACUACAGUAAUAAUUAUUUAAUUCUGCUAAAUUACUCUUAAGUUCUGUACCUUCUUUCUUCCUUAUUUCAUUUAAUUUUCCAAAUAUUUUUUUUUAUUUUUCUCAUAGUGGACUUUCCAAAUAUGAUUAACUCUGCUAACUCGCCAACUUCUUGUGUUGUUUUGUUAACGAGGAAUUGAUCAAAAAGAAAAAGUAAUGCUUCCACUUUUAUGAAGUAGCUACUGCAGCUGCAGUUAUUUUUUUUGGCUCCCAGUUAUGAGGUCAUUCUUUAUACAUUUAGCUAGGCAAAAUAAAAAAGACAUGCUGAAAGCAACGUAAGUUUCAACAGUUACUACCCUGUAUUAUCCACAGUGCUAGAAGAAAUGGAGGCCAGAUUUGACAGACAACGAGGAUCUCGAAGGCGCUGGUGGGUGAAAAAAAAAUAA